Molecule: messenger RNA, 1778 nt
Organism: Odontomachus brunneus
Lineage: Eukaryota; Metazoa; Arthropoda; Insecta; Hymenoptera; Formicidae
Gene: Fkbp39
Product: 46 kDa FK506-binding nuclear protein
Exons: 4
Coding region: 160-1368 (402 amino acids)
Cellular component (GO): chromatin; nucleolus
Molecular function (GO): peptidyl-prolyl cis-trans isomerase activity; macrolide binding
Source: RefSeq, a predicted model, not a curated record
AUCACUUCUUUCCUUCACCCAUCAUUGUACAACAUUGUCUACGGUCAUUUCGGUACUUCGUCAGAGCUGCAUGAACGUAGCUUGAAUUCCAACGGUUGGGAUAUUAUAUUAUACGUUUUAUUUUAUUCAAAGAAAUCCUGUAAAUAACAAUCAGCCAAAAUGUUUUGGGGCUUGAUAAUGGAACCAAAUAAACGGUAUUCGCAAACCGUAGAAAAUGCGUUCCACGUGUCGAUGGCAAGUUUAGAUCUCUCAACUGCCGAUGAUGAAGUAGUACAAGUAAUAUUGUGUUACGGAGAUCGAAACUAUCUGCUAUGCAGUUUAAAAAAGGGCUCUAUAUGGCAAGUACCGCUCGAUUUAAAUUUUCAAGAAGGGACUAAGAUAUCAUUCACAUGCAAUGGUCAAGGUCAUGUUCAUCUGACUGGGUACUUAAUUAUGGAUGAAGAUACAAGUGAAUUUAACAAAUACAUAGAUCAAUUUGAUGAAUUGGAAAAUGAGCAGGUUGAAGAAGAAGAAAAAGUAAACAAGAAACUUUCGAAAAGAAAAGCUAUAGAAUCACCAAAACAAGGUAAAGAAUUGAAACGUCUCAAACAGCAAGAGAUUGUAGAGUCUGAUGACGACGACGACGAUGAUCUUGAAGAGGAUGGAAUCGACGAAGAUGAUACUGAAGAUUCCGAGGACGAAGAUGAUGAAGAUAAUGUAGAUGAUACUGACGAAGAUGAGGAAGAUGAAGAAGAUGAAGAUGACGAAGAUGAAGAAGAUGAGGAAGACGAAGAAGAGGAGGACAAUGAGAAGCAGAAACAAAAAAAACCAAUGAAACCUAUACCUCAGCAGCAUGAAAAGAAGAGGAAACAGGUCCAAGAGCAGCUACAACAACAGCCACAACAACAAUCACAGCAGUCAAAGAAGAAGCACGAUAAGCAAAAACUAACAAACGGAAAAGAAGUUAAGCAAGAUCAACAAGGUAAACAAGAAAAAAAGAAUAAAGCAGAACAGAAACUACUACAUCAACAAAAUGCUCAAAACGAGGUGAAGAAGCGAGUCUUAGCAGGUGGUGUGCUAGUAGAGGAAAGGAAAGUUGGCAACGGUGCAGUGGCGCAACCAGGAAAAUUCGUUGCUGUUUACAGUUUUGGCCGCUUGAAGAAUGGGAAGAAGAUCGAUUCAACAUUAGAAGGAGAAGGUUUUAAAUUUCGUCUUGGUAAAGGAGAAGUGAUUAAGGGUUGGGAUAUAGGAAUCUCCGGAAUGAAAGUUGGUGGAAAGCGUCGUAUUACGAUACCACCUAACAUGGCAUAUGGAGCACAAGGUUCUCCUCCUAUCAUUCCUGGUAAUAGCACGCUCAUAUUCGACAUCGAACUUAGGAAGGUUUAUUAAAUUUGUAUAACGUUUAAGUACUUGUUAAGAAAUUAGUUUAACUAUACCUGUGUAAGUUCAUACAUUAUCUUACAAAUGUCCAUAAUUUUAUUACUGUACUUCAUUUUAGACUAGUUCUAUCUUACACUCAAUAAGCAUUUGUUAUCAGAAACACAAAUAAAAGAGAAAACAAGGUAACAAGAGAUCUCUAUCCAUAAUACUUCCAUAUAUUGUUAUUUUUUGUAUUCUGAUAAUAUAAAUAUCUAUAAAAUGAAUAAAAUGUCAAGCUGAAUAGUAGUAGAUCAAAUAUGUUACCAAGAUUUUUACAGAAUUAUGUAUACUGAAGAUUUCCGCAAAAUUUACAACAUUUGUUUAUUGUAUUGAGUAUUUUCUGAUAAAAUUUAUAAAUAAAUGACACUGUGUGAUAAGAA